GCACGAAGAGGCUCAGGGAUAGUGCCCAGACCCUGAGUUCAAGCCCCAUAAGUGACCUCCUCCCCCCCCCCCCAAAAAAAAAUACACCAGCCUCAUCAGACCCUGACUGCUGGGUAAUAAGAAUACACCAGGAUCUCACCUGGUAAGACUGAGGAUGAGGGUUUGGAGGUUCCUUGGUAAAUGUGUUCCCCUGGCCCCUUCCUCAAUACCUCUGGCCAGCUUUGGCACUAAAUCCUGGCUGUGGUUGGCUACUUACUUCCCUCUAAAACCCUCAGAGUUCCCCGCUGAUGGCAGAAGGCUGCUUCACCAGCCCUGGGUGUCCCAGGCCCCCUGUAGUGGCCUCCAGAGGUGUGUUUGAUGAGCUCCGACUUCCUGUUCCAAACUCUCCUUGCCCACCUUUCCCUCUGCAGCUCUGCCCUUUGCCCUCCAGCAGCUGGAGCUGUUUCUCUGGGUACUUGGGGCUUUCGACACUAUCAUGGUUUCUGAUUCCUACCGGGCUGCAGGCUCCUCCCUGGUGGAUCUGUGUCUGCUUACAGCCUGAGAUUUGUUCAGUGCUUGCUGAGUGAGAGAAGGGUAGCAGUGGAAUGGACUGGUGACAGCGGUGACUGGCUGAUACUCACAAGAACAUGCCUCUGGCCAGGGCUCUGCACUGUGGGAUUGUGGGCCCCUUCUUCGCAUCCUUGAGAAGCCACAGCUUGUAGCUCCUGUUUCCCUUUGUGCAGAUGAGAAAGCAGAACACAUCAGAGUCCUACAUACACCAAGGCUAGCCCAUCUGCCACUCCAGUCGAUUCUCUCAGGGAACCUCCUGCUGCUGGCAUCAUGACAGUGAAGGGGGCUGAGCUGGCCCCAGACCCGGCAUCGGCCACCACUGCAGCGGCCCCGCCCAGCGUUACAGCGACCCCUGAGGGCAGCCCCACAGCCAUGGAGCAGCCUGUGUUCCUGAUGACCACCGCUGCCCAGGCCAUCUCUGGCUUCUUCGUGUGGACAGCCCUGCUCAUCACCUGCCACCAGAUCUACAUGCACCUGCGCUGCUACAGCUGCCCCAACGAGCAGCGCUACAUCGUCCGCAUCCUCUUCAUUGUGCCCAUCUAUGCCUUCGACUCCUGGCUCAGCCUGCUCUUCUUCACCAACGACCAGUACUACGUGUACUUUGGCACAGUCCGCGACUGCUAUGAGGCCUUGGUCAUCUAUAACUUCCUGAGCCUGUGCUAUGAGUACCUCGGGGGAGAGAGUUCCAUCAUGUCCGAGAUCAGAGGGAAGGCCAUUGAGUCCAGCUGUAUGUACGGCACCUGCUGCCUCUGGGGAAAGACCUACUCCAUUGGAUUCCUACGCUUCUGCAAACAGGCCACCCUGCAGUUCUGCGUGGUGAAGCCACUCAUGGCCGUCAGCACUGUGGUCCUCCAGGCCUUUGGCAAGUACCGGGAUGGGGACUUUGAUGUCACCAGCGGCUACCUCUACGUGACCAUCAUCUACAACAUCUCCGUCAGCCUGGCCCUUUACGCCCUCUUCCUCUUCUACUUCGCCACGAGGGAGCUGCUCAGCCCCUACAGCCCUGUCCUCAAGUUCUUCAUGGUCAAGUCUGUCAUCUUUCUCUCCUUCUGGCAAGGCAUGCUGCUGGCCAUUCUGGAGAAAUGUGGGGCCAUCCCCAAGAUCCACUCAGCCCGCGUGUCAGUGGGCGAGGGUACGGUGGCAGCCGGCUACCAGGACUUCAUCAUCUGUGUGGAGAUGUUCUUUGCAGCCCUGGCCCUGCGGCACGCCUUCACCUACAAGGUCUAUGCUGACAAGAGGCUGGAUGCACAAGGCCGCUGCGCCCCCAUGAAGAGCAUCUCCAGCAGCCUCAAGGAGACCAUGAACCCGCACGACAUCGUGCAGGACGCCAUCCACAACUUCUCGCCUGCCUACCAGCAGUACACGCAGCAGUCCACGCUGGAGCCCGGGCCCACCUGGCGGGGCGGCGCCCACGGCCUCGCGCGUUCCCACAGCCUCAGCGGUGCCCGAGACAAUGAGAAGACUCUGCUGCUCAGCUCUGACGACGAGUUCUAGGCAGGGCACGG
This is a messenger RNA of Perognathus longimembris pacificus (Pacific pocket mouse), 2054 nucleotides long. RefSeq names its product transmembrane protein 184B (gene Tmem184b). Lineage: Eukaryota; Metazoa; Chordata; Mammalia; Rodentia; Heteromyidae. The record is from RefSeq and is a predicted model, not a curated record. Gene Ontology annotation, biological process: transport. Bases 820 to 2043 code for a protein of 407 amino acids. The transcript has 9 exons. Gene Ontology annotation, molecular function: transporter activity.